This is a messenger RNA of Nerophis ophidion (straightnose pipefish), 2799 nucleotides long. RefSeq names its product Raf-1 proto-oncogene, serine/threonine kinase a (gene raf1a). Bases 472 to 2499 code for a protein of 675 amino acids. The record is from RefSeq and is a predicted model, not a curated record. Gene Ontology annotation, biological process: signal transduction; protein phosphorylation. Gene Ontology annotation, cellular component: plasma membrane; mitochondrion; cytosol. Gene Ontology annotation, molecular function: protein kinase activity; ATP binding. NCBI's taxonomy places the organism in Eukaryota, Metazoa, Chordata, Actinopteri, Syngnathiformes, Syngnathidae. The transcript has 18 exons.
GGAGGGGCUUAUUCUUGCUAGUUUGGUGCCUGCGAGCUCUUCUUCCAAUCUCUGUCGUCAGCAAAGGCGAGAGCUACGAAGUCAAAGCUUUUCACCUUCCACCGUGCACACGUCAAUAUUGCCCGCCGCACGACGCAGGAGUCAGCGAUGGAGGAUUAUUUCAUUUCAAACGCGACUUCCUUCGAGCUAGGAGAAGAAGCCUCGUCGUGUCACUUCUGAAAGCGUUUUCGAACCUUUUUUUCUUCGCUUUUUGCUCAUCAAACUUAUUUUUUUCCACAGCACCGGCCUGUGACCUUCACCUCCGACAACAUUGCGGAAUCUUAAGCUCCAAUGUUUUUUCUUUUCUUUUUUUUUUGACUUUUCUUUGAUGCGUUGCAAAUAUGAUGACGUCACCGACGCCACUUUUUCCCCAACUUAUGGCGGAACACGACUUUGAAUUGUUUUGACCAUCGAGAGCACUUGGCUUUACUAAUGGAGCACCUCCAGGGAGCGUGGAAGACCCUGAGCAACGGCUUUGGAAUGAAGGACUCUGCUUUCGAAGGUCCGUGUCUUUCACCGACUAUGGUGCAGGGAUUUUCUUGCCAGCGGCGCUCCUCAGAUGACAGCAAGAUACCCGACUCAAAGGCUAGCAGCACCAUCCGAGUCUACCUCCCAAACCAUCAGCGCACUGUGGUAAAUGUACGGCCGGGUAUGACUCUGCAGAGCUGCCUGAUUAAAGCCUUGAUGGUGCGAGGCCUGCAACCUCAGUGUUGUGCAGUUUUCCGGCUGCAUCCUGGACAGAGGAGCAAAAAGCUACGGAUGGAUUGGAAUACCGACUCCAACUCCCUGAUCGGGGAAGAGUUGUUGGUGGAGGUUUUGGACCACGUUCCCCUGACCACGCAUAAUUUUGUGCGGAAAACAUAUCUAAAGCUAGCGUUCUGUGACAUUUGCCAGAAGUUUCUUUUGAACGGUUUUCGUUGCCAAACGUGCGGCUACAAGUUCCAUGAGCACUGCAGCACCAAAGUACCCACCAUGUGCGUGGACUGGAGUAAUAUUCGACAACUCCUUUUAUAUCCAACCCCUGGCGAGAGUGGCGCCCCGUCACUGCCCCCGCUGACUUCACGGAGGAUGAGAGAAUCUCUAACUCGCUUUCCAAGCUCCGCCCACAGGUAUUCGACGCCCCACCCCUUCAACUAUGCCACGCCCUAUUCGCCCACGGGUGGCGGCCUGUCCCAAAGGCAGCGCUCCUCUUCCACGCCAAAUGUGCACGUGGUCAGUACCACCCUGCCUGUGGACAGCAGCGUUAUCGAGCUAGACUGCCCGAGUACCUUGCCCACGUCCUGGCGUCGUAGAUUGUGUCUGAAGAAGAGAGUAGGUAUUGUCCACUUCUGCCAGUCUUUUGUUGACACCUCAUCCCAGAGCCCAGAGCAGGAUGCAAUGCGGGAUCACAACUCGGCGGGGAGUUCCCCUGACCACAGUCCCACAGGCUGGGCCCAGAGCAAAGCACCUGCGCCCGCUCAGCGCCAGCGGGACACCUCCUUCAACUCUCAGGACAAAAACAAAAUUAGGCCUCGGGACAAGCGUGACUCCAAUUACUACUGGGAGAUCGAAGCCAGUGAGGUGUAUCUGCACUCCCGCAUUGGUUCUGGCUCCUUUGGGACCGUUUACAAAGGGAAAUGGCACGGCGACGUCGCCGUGAAGAUCCUGAAGGUGACCAAUCCCACGCCAGAGCAGUUCCAGGCAUUUAGAAAUGAAGUAGCGGUGCUAAGGAAGACGCGCCAUGUCAACAUCCUGCUGUUCAUGGGCUACAUGACCAAGGACAACUUGGCCAUCGUCACCCAGUGGUGUGAAGGCAGCAGCCUCUACAAGCACAUCCAUGUCCUGGAGACCAACUUCAAGAUGAUCCAGCUCAUAGACAUCUCCAGGCAGACGGCACAGGGCAUGGACUAUCUGCACGCCAAGAACAUCAUCCAUCGCGAUAUGAAGUCCAACAACAUCUUCCUGCAUGAAGGGCUGACAGUGAAGAUUGGGGACUUUGGUCUUGCCACAGUGAAGGCCAGGUGGAGCGGCUCACAUCAGGUGGAGCAGCCUUCAGGAUCCAUUCUGUGGAUGGCCCCCGAAGUCAUCCGCAUGCAGGACAACAACCCUUACAGCUUCCAGUCCGACGUCUACUCCUAUGGAGUGGUCCUCUUCGAGCUGAUGACCGGAGAGCUGCCGUACUCGCUGAUAGCCACCAGAGACCAGAUCAUCUUCAUGGUGGGGCGAGGCUACCUGACCCCGGACCUUAGCAAGCUGUACAAGAACUGUCCCAAAGCCAUGAAGAGGUUGGUGGCCGACUGCAUCAAGAAGUCCAAAGACGACAGGCCGCUCUUCCCGCAGAUCCUGUCCUCCAUCGAGCUCCUCCAGUACGCCCUGCCCAAGAUCAACCACAGCGCCUCCGAGCCCUCGCUGCACCGGGCGGCCCACAGCGAGGACAUCCACGCCUGCACGCUCACCUCCAGCAGGCUGCCCGUCUUCUAGGGGGCCGCCCCUUCUGAUGGAACCAAAGAACGAGGAGAGGCCCGUGCAGCCACCCAAGCGCACAUUUAGCCGACGUGAAGGAAGCGACACAAGUUAGUUUUGUGUGGAAGUCAGCAGAUGAUAUCGUCUUAAGAACCAAGGUGGCGGCCGCCAGCACCACGGGAGAACGGGAACUUGCACAUGUUGGCAGCGUCUCAAAUGUCCACACUAGAACAUUAUUGUCUUAAAUAUUUAACGUUUUUCAUUCUUGAUCAGGUCAAACAUCACUAUUUGAAUAAAAUUCACUUCAUUCUUUGCCAA